GCACGUUGGCCAGGUCUUCUGCAGGCUUUCCAGGGACAAAAAUGGCCAUGGCCAGCGGUUUUUACCUGCGCUACUACGUAGGGCACAAGGGGAAAUUUGGACACGAGUUUCUGGAGUUUGAGUUUCGACCGGACGGGAGAAACGUUGAAGACCGCUGAGAGCAGCAUGAGUAGAGGGCGAGGUGGAACUGCCUGCUGCCCAGGAAAGCUUAGAUAUGCCAACAACAGCAAUUACAAAAAUGAUGUCAUGAUCAGAAAAGAAGCUUAUGUACACAAGAGUGUAAUGGAAGAAUUGAAGAGGAUUAUUGAUGACAGUGAAAUUACAAAAGAAGAUGAUGUUUUGUGGCCUCCCCCAACAGGCUUGGCUGACAGUAGGCACCAGGAGCUUGAAAUUGUAAUUGGAGAUGAACACAUUUCUUUUACCACAUCAAAAAUAGGUUCUCUUAUUAAUGUAAAUCAGUCAAAGGAUCCUGAAGGCCUUCGAGUAUUUUACUAUUUGGUACAGGACCUGAAAUGUUUAGUUUUUAGUCUUAUUGGAUUACAUUUCAAGAUUAAGCCAAUCUAAGUUGUAUGUUUUUUUUAACUGCUUUUAUGUUUAAUUAAGGGAUGGGUAAGGGAGGGCUUAUUUGUCAUUUACAAUACUGAGAUUUUUAUGAAUGUGAAGCAGACAAAUUUUUUUGGUAUGCAAACAAAGUAAGAAAAUACAUAAACAAGCUUGAUUGUUAUCCUCACCUGGGUCCAAGUGGGUUGGACAGUCCCCACACACAUUAAAUUCUGUAAAUAAAAGCCACUUUGCUUUGAAAUUGUGCUCCAAUAAAAUAUAUCAAAGCCUGGA
Molecule: messenger RNA, 834 nt
Organism: Equus caballus (horse)
Lineage: Eukaryota; Metazoa; Chordata; Mammalia; Perissodactyla; Equidae
Source: RefSeq, a predicted model, not a curated record